UGAAGGCAACAACAUUUGAGGAAGCAAACAAAGGGUGGUCCCCACCUUUAACAUCUCUGUUUUCUCAAAAAUCUUCCUGGUCUGGUCUGGUCUACCCGGAUCUAAUCCCGUUUUGAAUCCACCUGUGUUUGUUUUUCUUCUGCUUCACACUUCUGAUCUCAUCUAUACGUGAGAAUAUCUCUAAUAGAAUAUCAAGAUUUAUAAUCUUUAAUAAUAUUUUGGUGGAUCCUGUGAUAUCACUGUAAAGAUUUUUCUUUUUCUUUUCAAUCAAAAAUCAAUGAUUUUAAAUUACUUCUUGUAGAUCUCAAAAGGACUUACUUCCUAAUAUUUAGAGUGACCCCCAUGGAGGGUUGGGUUAAUUUUUCUUUUUUCUGAUUCUCAUGAUGAUCUUGUAAUGUUUUUCUACAAAAACAGUUUUACUAUCCUGGAGAUCAAACCCCUCCCUCCAAGAGUAGAUCUUUAAAAAAUCUGUUUUUGCAUCUAAGAUAAGGUGUAAGAAAGAGGUGCUAUCAGUCUCUCACACCUCACCUCGUUUUGCUUUUUUAACUUUUUGAUGUUACCAUCUUUAUUCCCUUUGGGUAUCUUUACAAAGCACAGCAAAGAAAUUCACUGAGAAAGAGAAAGCGAAGGGUGAUGAUGGAGUGAAUUAAGUACAAAUGAAAGAUGAACAGAAAAUAUUGAAUUGGGUCAAUCAGAUCUAAUCUAUAGAGUAUAAGUAGGUAAUUGACAAAGGAGUGUUAUUUAUGGCUACAUAUACCAAAAGCACUAUAGUGAAGGGGGUCAAGUCAAGUGCCCAAGAUGUCUCUUCCAAGCCCAAGAUUGAUUCUUUAGCUCUCAAGAAGAAGCUGAACACCUCAAUCAAACGCCCACCUGAUUCUAAUCUGAAGUCUGUCACCACCACUGUCACAAAAUCUGAGGUUAAAUCAAAACCGGUAACUGCAUCAUCAGCAUCGUCCAAAACAAUAACAACGACAACUACUACCAAAACCAAAGUGAGAGAGAAGAAAGUCUAUAGUCUGCCUGGCCAGAAACAUGAUCCUCCAGAACAGAAAGAACCUCUGAGGAUUUUUUAUGAGUCAUUGUCAAAACAAAUGCCAACAAGUGAAAUGGCGGAAUUUUGGUUAAUGGAACAUGGGUUGCUAUCUCCUGAAAAAGCUAAGAAAGCAUUUGAGAAAAAGCAGAGGAAGCAAAAGGAGCUUCGAACAGGAACUCCUGUUAAGGUAUCAAAGCCUCCAACUAAGACUGCAAUGUCACAGAAACAACAACAGGUAUCAAAGAACAGUGACAUAAAAGCCAACAAAAGAAUUGUCGAUGAGAGUGAUGAUGAUGACGAUUUCGUUUUAAGUCAUAAAAGAAGAAAAUGGUAAGAGGAAGGAAAGCCUUUCAUAAUGUUUAUUUAAUAAAAAUAAAAAUAAAAGGAAGAAAUGUUGUAUUCUCGAAAUAAUUGUUAGAUAAAAACAUUCUUCAUGUUUCCAACUUAGUCAUACAAUAAGGGACAUGCAAUUGACGUGCCUCUCGGAAUCUACAUUAUGACAAUGGAAAUUGCUUCCCUCUGUUACCUCAGUGCCUUGAAAUUGAUAAACAUUCUGCAGAACAAUUUAACUACCUCUUUCUUCCCACACAAAUAUAUAACAUUACCCUUCAAUUUGAGGUC
Glycine soja is the source of this 1654-nucleotide messenger RNA. RefSeq lists its product as uncharacterized. The record is from RefSeq and is a predicted model, not a curated record. Bases 744 to 1367 code for a protein of 207 amino acids. Lineage: Eukaryota; Viridiplantae; Streptophyta; Magnoliopsida; Fabales; Fabaceae. The transcript is spliced from 4 exons.